This is a messenger RNA of Ruditapes philippinarum (Manila clam), 6617 nucleotides long. Its product is annotated as cortactin-binding protein 2-like. Gene Ontology annotation, molecular function: protein binding. The coding region runs from base 239 to 5569 and encodes 1776 amino acids. Lineage: Eukaryota; Metazoa; Mollusca; Bivalvia; Venerida; Veneridae. The record is from RefSeq and is a predicted model, not a curated record. The transcript is spliced from 24 exons.
CGAUUCACAUUGGUCACGUGACUUGAAUUUUUUUUAUUUUACUUUGUUGAUAUGUUUCCAGUAAAUAUGGAAUGAUUUAACGAUUAAUAAAAACUUAUUGAAGCUAAAACCGAUGUUUUAUGAAAUAAUGUAUAAUUAUUUCUCAUUUUGAAAUGGUGUUAAUUCGCAAUGAUCUGUAAUCGAGACAAAACUUGACGAUUCUUGGUCGUGUUUAGGGGAACUGGAGUAAAAAACAAAGAUGGCGGGUAGAAAUAUGAAGCCAAAUACGGGUGGAUUCGAUUCCCCUGAUAAAGUGAAUUCUAAUACGUUGAAGCGUCAUCCUAAGAUGGACCUGUCAAGGAAUGAUCUUUUACAGUUGCUAAGUUAUCUUGAAGGGGAACUUCAAGCUAGAGAUAUUGCCAUAGCAACACUUAAGGCUGAAAAAGCGAAGCAGCUUUUAUACCAGGCAAAAUAUGGUAGAUUUGGACUCGGCGAUCCGUUCUCAGCAAUGCAGCGGGACUCAGAUAACAUGAAGGACAACACGUUUGAUGAGUCAGCAAUAAAGUCAAUGUACGAUAACCAGUUAGCUCAGCUUGAAAACUUGAUUGCUACCCAGAGAAAGGCACAGAUGAAGAUGAGAGAGCAGAUGAUAAUUGGAGAAAAGCGAUAUCAUAAGGUUCACAGUGAGUUGGAGGAUGAAAAACGUAAACAUGCUCAAGAUACAGCUCAGGGCGAUGAUGUCACAUACAUGCUAGAAAAAGAGAGGGAAAGAUUAACUAAAGAGAUUGACUUUGAAAAGGCAAAUCAAAAGAAAAUGGAAAAGGAUAUGAAGAAAACAUUAGCAAGUCUAGAGGAUGAAAGAGCAAGUUCAGCUAAACAUAAACAAGUUGCCCUCAUGCUUAUAAAAGAGCGUAAAAAACUUGUAGAGAAACUAAUGCAGGAAAAGUUUCGUGCUGAUCAAGCUGAGAGAAUUCUGCAGGAAGAAAGAAAUAAAUCCAUGAACAUGGCAGAGGGUCUUGUACAGGAAAGUAAAAAAUCAUUAAAAAUGGAAGCUACGAUGGAACGUCAAGCGAGCGAAUUUGAUUUAGAACGAGAACAAUUAAAGAAUAAGUUACAGCGUGAAGAGAAUCGUAAUAAAGAUUUUCAAGUUCAAAUUGAUUCAUUAACAUGGCAAUUAGAAAAUUUGCAAAAGCAAUUACCUGGGAAGUAUCAGCAAAAAGAAGCUGUGCAUAGUGUUGAGAUUAAAUCUAAUGUAUCUGCUCCACAGAAUAGGUUAUCUAGUGAGAGAACAUGGCCUGCAGUGACAGUCACAGGGAAAGGUGGUACUGGUAUAGUAGAAAGGGAAGCUGGUCUUUCACCUAGAACUAGUUCUUCAGAAUUAAAUGUUCGUAAACGUGAUAAUAUUAGGUAUGCAAGUCCUCCUGCAAUGUCUGUAGACAGAGGGCAUAUCCACUACACAGACAAUAUAGAACAGCGUGUAGCUCCAGUAGGUGCCGUUUCAGAAAAUAAAUUAUUGUUGGAUACACACGGCGUCCAGAAGUUAAAUGUUGGUGGACCAGCUGUCGUAAGCAGUGGCGGACGAAUUACUGUUCAGACUGGUAACAUCACACCAACUUCCGGUCAGUUGUCACCAAGGCGAGCUACGAGUGUUGGACGUGGCACCCCUCCUCCGAUACCACCAAACAAACCUGUGUUACCUACAACCACUACCGCAAACAAAACCGUUAUGUCACAAAAGACUGCAACUUUAGUUUCAAAGGAUGGGAGAGCACCAGCCUCAAAACCAGUUCAUAUACCAGUUAGUGUUGUUCAUACAUCAACUGUCACAUCAUCGCCAGGGAGUCGAACACCAAAGCGUGAAGAAUCUCCAUCUACCCUACGUAAACCUGCGCAGUUUACUGAUGACCCUGACCUUAACCUUGCUGAUGACCCCAUCCCAUACAUUUCACAUGGUGCCAGUCAAACCCCGCCCACCUCUGACUCGUUUGAUUUUCUUGGUGAAGAGAUGGCUGACCUUCAGCAACUUUUAGUUUCUAUGGUAACAGUACCUUCAGAUUCGCCUGGAGUGAUUAGUGAAGUUCAGUCAUCAUCUGCAAUAUUAUUGUCAUCAUCAUCAACAUCAUCAAAACCUUAUGUUUCAUCUUCUGAAGAGACACCUAUGACAUCAAUAAUUUCACUAAUGACAUCAUCAAUGGCUUCACCAAUGACAUCAUCGAUGCAUUCAAGUUUGACAUCACCAACAACUUCAAAUAUGACAUCAUCGAUGACUUCAACAAUGGCAUCUCAUAUGACAUCAUCAACAAGUUCUACAAUAGAAUCAUUGAUGACUUCAACUAUGACAUCACAAACGACAUCAUCAAUAACUUCUCCAAUGACAUCAUUGAUGACACCACAAGUUAAAGUGUCUUAUGCACCUUCAGAAUCUUCCAGCUCAAAGCAACAAACUUUUUCAACUUCCUCAUCAGUUUCUUCUGCAGCAACUUCUUUGACAUCACCAUUAACAUUUCCAAUUUCUUCAUCAAAUUUAACAGUAACCUCAGAUAACAGUCCCAUGACAUCGUCAAAGAUACCUAAUCCAUCAAUAGCAUCAUCAAAUUAUAGAUCUGUUUCACAAGCCUCUAAGCUGCCAGUACGAUUAACAAAUGUCACAGUUACAUCUGCAUCACAGUCCAGAACUUCUUCGUUACCAAUAGCAACAGAAGAAGUUAAUGCUGGAAGGAGAUCCUUAGAUACCAUGCAGUUUGCUAAUGUAAAAGCAUCAUUAUCAUCUAGUAAUGCUGGAAGGAGAUCACUGGACAGCGCACAAUUCACUGAUGUUAUGACGGCUUCUACCUUGCCUUCAAAAACACCUUCUCAAACAAAAGAUGUACCAUCUUCUCCAAUACAUAGAUAUGCUGCUAUGGGAAACGUUGAAGCGUUACGUAAACUGAUUGUAGAUUUGGAAGCUGAUGUUAAUUUACCAAUGAAAGAUGGAACAACACCUGCUCAUUGUGCUGCUGAGAAUGGACAAGAAGAAUGCCUGUCCCUGUUAAUCCAGCGUGGUUGUCAUGUGAACAGCCUGAGAGAUGAUCAACAAACACCAGUACAUUGUGCUGCUUCAACGGGACAUGUCGGUUGUUUACGGUUAUUACUAACAAAUGGAGGCAAUCCUAAUCUUGGUGAUCACUCUGGCUGGACUCCUCUACACUGGGCUGCAUUAAGUGGCCAUCUUGAAUGUUGUAGACGUCUUCUCUCACAUGGUGCCUCAAGAUUAGCCUGUACAAAUACAUUUUGGACUCCGUUUCAUAUGGCUGUACAUUCUGGUUUUCCUCAUAUACUUGAAUUAUUACUGACUUUUGAAAUGGAGAAACUUGAAAGUCUAGCAGAGGUCAAAAGGUCAUUGUUUAACAUACUAGACAAGGAUGGAGGUCACCUGGGACAUCUGGCGGCUGGCAAAGAAUCUCAUGAAUGUUUAGCUGGGAUACUAACAUGUUGUGAUAUAGAUCUAGACAGGGGAGAUAAAUGGGGUAGGACAGUAUUAGACGUCAGUUCACCUGCAUGUAGGGCCAUUCUCCUACCUUAUGUAAACAAAGGCAGGUUAAAGAAUGUUAGGGUGGAGUUACAAUGUACAGGACAUCUAUACUCGCAGCAGGAACCUUUUAUAAUUGGUCAUAUCAAUAUUUUACCUAUCAUGACGUGGAAUGACGUAGAUUUAAUUCUUGCCAACUGUGUGGAGACCUAUUUAGAGCAGAUUGAUCAUGGAUUAAGAACGAAGAAAAUCUCACGUUUGGAUCCUGAGAACAAUGUGGAGGAUGGCGACUUUACUCUUGGACUUAAUGCCGAUAGUAUAUGUGGUUAUACAAUAGGAUCUCUAACAUGGAAUAGAUAUGGCCAGUUCCCAAAUAUACCUGUACAACAGGUAGUUGGUAUUCUAGAUCAGCCGUCCAUACUAGUUAACCUUAAAGGUUCAUCAAAUGACAUUGACUCAUUGGCCUUUGACCUUCUACUUCCUGUCUCAGCAAUCAACAACUAUACAAGAUUGCUUGAUCAGUAUAAAAGUGUUGUAUUUUAUGGACCAGAGGGGACGAGGAAGAAACAGCUUGUUAAAAGACUAGCAAGGCAUAUAGCUGAUAAGGAGUAUGCACAAGGUGUGGAAGCAAGAUCGUCUCAAGUCUAUCUUCAUCGAGAUUUCAGACAUAGAGAUUUACUUCGUCUUCUUAACUCAGAAGGUUGUAUUCUGCCAGUGGGUAUGAACAGCGUAAGGACAUGUAUAUUAACAUUGUUUCACCUGGAGAAGGUUCAGCUAGCUGAGAUGUUAGGUAGUCUACUAGAACACAUAGAACAUAGAGGACCGCAAUAUACAUUUACUCUUCCAGGUAUUGGAGAUGUGAAGGAUCUUUACUACUUUCCACAGAAUUUCUAUCUUAUUGCCACAAUGGAUAAACCAAGAUCCACUGGACUUGACCUUGGACUGCAGCAAAGAUUUCGGUGGGUUCAUUUUCGUGUGAAGGUCGAACCGAUAAAAAAUUUACUAGGACGUCAUUUGCUGCGUCGAUUGUUGCACACAUAUGGCGGAAAUUUGCCAUCUGCUGAUGAUAGUGUAUUCAAGGUAGUGGAAUGGUUACUUUGUGUGUGGCAAAGAUUAAACGAUGGUGUGAGCAAACUUGGCCUUCCUGAUGUUGUAUUUGGUCCCGAUAUGUUUAUGCCUUGUCCAGUUGAGUCACAAAAUGCUAAAAUUGUACUAGAUUGGAUGCAGAAGUUAUGGAAUGAGACAAUAUCACCAGCAGUGAAGAGUGCUGUAUUGAAGGGUACUGGUGCUAAAGAUGGUCAGCAGAAAGUGGCUAACACUGCACUAUAUGUACUUAUGCAGAGAGCUAUAGUGCCUGGAUGUCCACUCAAUGGUCAAGAGAAAGAUGAUUAUUUAGCUACAUUCUGUGGUAGCAAUGAGUUAGAUGUUCCACUUAAAAUUGAUAAACAAAGUCCUGUAUCAUCAUCUACUGUCAGUCAGAGAAGGUCACUACAUAAUGGUAACCAUAGAAACAACCUUGACAUAAAUACAUCAAGGUCAAAACAUAGAAAUUCUACAGAUGGCAAUUUUCAGUUUACUAACACUGUAGUGAACAAUAAUAACAACAACAACAAUACAUAUAAACGUCGCAGUCUUUCGGAAGAUUCUCUUAUGCGUACACACCAGAUAGAAAUUCCCGUAAUACACGAUACUCGAAACCAGCAACCGAAUGACAUACAAGCCAAAGUGCCAAAGCUAGAAAUACGCUCCCCAGUUCUAGGCUUAAAUAUCCCUAUACAUGGUGCUUUACCAUCGUCGAGUCGAGCCAGCCCCCUUGGUUCAUUGUCGGUUAAUUCUGGGAGUCAUGGUGCUAGUCAUAGGAGAUCGACUUUUUCUUCGCAUAACCACACUCGUAUUCCUCAGCCAGCAUCCAAACGAUCAAGAUCAUCGGAAAACUUAAGUGCUUCAACGUUACACGGAAAUAACCAGUUCCGACCUACUAGUCCUUUCUCUUUUUCUCUUGCUACGCCUACACCGUCUUUGUUUUCAUUUAAAUUUUACGAUGAUAAAAGUUCUAAAAAAAUUCAGCAGUUUGAUUGUUAACAUUUGGUAACAUUUGAGCCGCGCCAUGACAAAACCGACAUAAUGGGUUUGCGAUCAGCAUGAAUCCAGACCAGCCUGCACUUCCCAAAGUCUGAUCAGGAUCCAUGCUGUUUGCUAUCACUUUCUCUACUUGUUAUAGGGUUUGUAAGCAAACAGCAUGGAUCCUGAUCAGACUGCGCGGAUGUGCAGGCUGGUCUGGAUCCAUGCUGGUCGCAAAACCCAUUAUUUUGGUUUUGUCAUGGCCAGCUCAUUUGUGAACUUUGUAUUUGUCUUUUUUGACAUUCACUGUGUGAAUUUCAUGAUAAAAGUUCUUAAAAAUAUCCAGCAAUUUGAUAAUUAGUAUUUGAGCAUAUUGUGAGUUUUAAAAAUGUGAAUUUAGUAUUUUAAAUUUUUCUAUGAUGUUAAAUAGUGAUUGGCGAGUGAAGUUCAUUUUACUGAUUUUACUGUUAUAUUUUGGAAUGUUUUAAUAAGAUUGCCUUUGCAUGAUCUUGUGUAUAUGUGUAUGUCAAAUUUCUGAACUAUGAAAUUCUCAUUGUUUAAGAUUCAAUGGCAGCAAACCAAUUAAGGCAUUUAAUUCCAUCAGUUUCUUAUUUGUGUAUAAAGAAAACAUCUUCGUAAGUUGCUAACUUGAUUGAUUUUACAAAUAGUAACAGUGUUGAGUUUAUCUCAGUAGCUGUGUGAUUGAAGUUGUUGACCUCCAAUGUCUCGCCGUUCAUUAUUGUUGGUUCGAAUCCUUUCAGGGACAUUGAAAUCUUUCAUGGUGUGGUAGGUAUCCAGGUAGCUUGACAGAGGGUCAGUGGUUCUACUCCGGUACUAGGUAGCGCAUGUAAUGCAUGGAGAGUUACCUGAGUGUUUACUCCACCAGUAAAGCUGGGAAGUUGUCAUAUAUGACCUUAUAUAAUUGUGGUAGAAACAUUUAUGUCAUGUUAGGGUUUUCACAUAGGGUUUAUCAUGUCAUAUCUAUAUCAGGAAAUCACAGAACUUAGUUGUACGUAAAUAUCUAUGACAUUAGGACUUUUCACCGUGUUUAAUCUUGCCAUAUACAAAC